AUGUCUUCUUCCCAGUAUCAAGAGCUCUGGGUGUCGCAGGAACCCGUACAACCCGCGACUCGAGAGACCGACACUGUGCGAUCGGUAUGGCAAUUCCCGGCGGCUAUGGCAUCGACGCUGUCGCUUGUUGGGUACUUGAUGAUUCCACUCGCACUUGAAAAGCCCGAAGACAACCCGCAGAUCAACAAGACGGUCCUGACCAUCGCCGCGAUGGUCUUGAUCGGCAUCGCUUACGCGCUGUCUUUUGUGAUCGUUUGCGCUCAGAUCGACCAACGAGCCUAUCUCCUCUACUCUGUCUUUCUCCCCUGCCUCUCAUCGAGCCUCUUCGGCCUCUUCAACCUCGUCUUCAACAUCCUCUGCCGCAACAUCCUCCCCAUGAACAAUCUGGCAACCAUCGUGGUCAGCCUUUGCUGCGCCUUUGUGUUUCUCUACGCGCUAGGCGCACUGUGGAUCUAUGGACGGACCGUCGCGGACGAGACGCGCCUCCAGUACGGCUCUGGGAGCCCGAUCCUACUCACCGAGGAGGAGAUGCAGCGCCAGCAGCUUGUCCGAUUACUGCAGCAGAAUGGAAAGAAGAAGAGGUCUAGUGCGAAGGCGGUGCAAAAGACUUUCAAGGUUAAUGUGCCGGAGGUCGUGAGUCCGGGGAAAGGGUGGGAUCGGUAUAUGGCGCCGAGGGAGGAUUAUUUUAUUUGA
Molecule: messenger RNA, 693 nt
Organism: Aspergillus viridinutans
Lineage: Eukaryota; Fungi; Ascomycota; Eurotiomycetes; Eurotiales; Aspergillaceae
Exons: 3
Coding region: 1-693 (230 amino acids)
Source: RefSeq, a predicted model, not a curated record